Messenger RNA from Pollicipes pollicipes, 2558 nucleotides. RefSeq names its product gamma-tubulin complex component 3. The transcript has 19 exons. Lineage: Eukaryota; Metazoa; Arthropoda; Thecostraca; Pollicipedomorpha; Pollicipedidae. The record is from RefSeq and is a predicted model, not a curated record. Gene Ontology annotation, molecular function: microtubule minus-end binding; gamma-tubulin binding. Gene Ontology annotation, biological process: cytoplasmic microtubule organization; meiotic cell cycle; mitotic cell cycle. The coding region runs from base 23 to 2521 and encodes 832 amino acids. Gene Ontology annotation, cellular component: spindle pole; gamma-tubulin complex; microtubule organizing center.
GUCGGGUCGCGGGCCGGAGAAAAUGCAGAAUUUUCCAGUUGAUGAUGGUAGUGCUACUAACCUUCUGCAUAAACUUUGCACCAGGAUAACUAGGAAAAAGGGAGAUGAAGUGCUUCCAUUCUUCUACCGGACAAUCCAGCAAUUGUCUGGUGCUGAUGGCAUGGCAAAGAAGGAAUACAACAUGUUCAUCAUUGGGGAGCAGAUCAAGAAGUUGCUGGCCAAGAAUGGCAGAGAGCGUGAUGCUGUACACUUUGGAGAUCUGCUGAGAAGACUCCAACACAGCCCUGUGCUGCGCAGUCAGGCGUCCGUGCUCUGCUUCCUGCUGCACCUGAGCCGUCUGGGCGGCGCUGAUGCGGCUCCGUUCCAGCGUCUCGCUCCGGUCGCUGCCCUGCCCAGCCUCGCAAAGAACACUCUGAUUGAAUCCCAGCAGGCGUCCAACGUCACCAGUGGCUUUGUUUCGGCCUCCGACCUGAUUUUGGCGCCGCCACUCUUGGCAAACGUCCCCCAAGCGGCCGGCGGCGCUCCACAGCCGGUCAGCAACGGCACGCGACAGCCACCCCGCCAGCCCUUCACCAGUCAGACAGAGCUGUCGGAGCAGACGCUGCUCAGGGAGGUGCUGUACGCCUUCCAGGGCAUCGAGGGCAAGUACCUCAAGUCCAACGCCAAGCGCGACCACGUCACCAUCGACCCCAAGGUCUCUGUGAGCGGCAGCGUGCGCUUCUGCCGCUCCGUGGCCGCCCGGCCCGACGCCGGCCUGCUGGCCCAGAGUCUGGCCUCCGCCCUCCGCGAACAACUGCAGCAGUUCUACCGGCUCAUAGCGCUGAUGGAGGCCCAGCUGUCGGGCGGCGAGUCGGGCGGCGAGCGGCUGACGCUGCGCCGCCUGCACGUCUGGACGCUGGACCCGUUCUUCCAACUGCGCUUCCUGGCGGCGCUGACGGACGCGUGCGGCGGCGAGACGGGCGGCGCGCUCGCCUCCGUGCUGCACCGCCACCUCAGCCACGGCGACCCGGCGCUGGUGCGCACCGUCCGACACCUGCUCAGCAAGACCUGUGAGCCCAUGUUCAUCAUGCUGAGCCAGUGGAUGUUUGACGGCGAGCUGGAGGACCGCCACAAGGAGCUGUUCAUCGCCGCCGACCCGUCCGUGGCCGACGACCGGCUCUGGCACGACAAGUAUCAGCUGAGGGAGUCGCAGAUCCCCAGCUUCCUGACGAACACGCAGGCUCGGCGCAUCCUGGCCACUGGCAAGAGCAUCAACUUUCUGCGCCAGGUGUGCCGCGACGACAGUGGCAUUCGCGGCAUCGAGUCGCUGCGCGCCAAGUUCGACGCCAUCAACGUGGAGGCGCUGUACCUGGAGGACGGCACGGGGGAGCUAAGCGCCACGAUCGCAGCCGUCUACCGCGAGACGGCCCGCCACGUGCUCGACACCAUGUGCCAGCGCUACCAGUUCCUGGAGAACCUGCAGGCGAUCCGGCGCUACCUGCUGCUGGGCCAGGGAGACUUCAUUCGGCACCUGUUGGAGCUGAUCGAACCGGAGCUGUGCAAGCCGGCCACCACGCUGUACCCGCACAACCUGAACGGCAUUCUGGAGUCAGCCAUCCGCGCCACCAACGCGCAGUGGGAGGCGGCGGACGUGCUGAAGCGGCUGGACGUGCGGCUGCUGAGCGUCUCGCCCGGCGACACCGGCUGGGACGUGUUCAGCCUCGACUACCACACGGACGGCCCCAUCAGGACGAUCUUCACCCCGCAGUGCAUGACGUGCUACCUGAUGCUGUUCAACGCGCUGUGGCGCGCCAAGCGCAUGGAGUUCGUGCUCUCCGGGGUGUGGAAGCGGCAGGCCCUGCUGGCCAAGAUGACAAAAAGCCUGACGGAGACCAGCGUGGUCCUGCACCUGGCGGACGUGCUGACCUCGCAGAUGGUGCACUUCAUCCACCAGCUGGCCUAUUACAUCACAUUUGAGGUGAUGGAGUGCUCCUGGGCCGACCUGACCUCGAAGGUCAAGCGGGCCGACAGUCUGGACGAGGUGAUCAGCGCGCACACAGAGUUCCUGAACACCAUCAUGUCUCGUGCCCUGCUGGAUGACACGUCCCAGGACAUGCUGCACCAGCUGCGCGUCAUCUACGACCUGAUCCUGCAGUUCCAGAUCCUGCAGGAGCGGCUCUAUGACCGCGUGGAGGCCGAGCUGGCGCGCCGCGCUGAAUACCAGGCCGCGAUCGCGGCGCGCACGCGGGCCGGCCAGUACGGCACCAGCAGCGCCGACGAGGCGGCCGAGGCGGAGCGGCGGCGCGACUUCGUCAAGAUCUUCCUGCCGGCCACUAAGGCGCAGCUGCAGAACCUCACGCAGGGAUACCAGAACAUGGUGCUGGGUCUGCUGAUGAUGCUGUCAUCCCAGGAGGAUCUCAGCCUGCAGUACCUCAGCUUCCGACUCGACUUCAACGAGCACUACCGCAGCAAGGACUCGCGCCUCUCACUACCGCUGACGUAUCACCACCGGCGCAUGAGCGGCGUCGGGGUGCGGCUGUGACCCGGUGGGGUCAACCGAGGUCACGGCAUCGGCGGCG